This is a messenger RNA of Triticum aestivum (bread wheat), 1657 nucleotides long. RefSeq lists its product as uncharacterized. NCBI's taxonomy places the organism in Eukaryota, Viridiplantae, Streptophyta, Magnoliopsida, Poales, Poaceae. The transcript is spliced from 11 exons. The record is from RefSeq and is a predicted model, not a curated record. Bases 428 to 1432 code for a protein of 334 amino acids.
UUCCGCCGGCACUGAUGUGUCAGCAGCACCCCCAAGACCACAUAUUCGCCAGAGCGUUUUGUACUCAGAUCGCCCAAGGCGAUCCAGGAAACCUACAUCAGAUAAGCUACCGGUUGAGGAGCAUGCCGGUGAGGUGAGCAGCAGGGAGUUUCAAGUCUCGACACAUCAUCAGUCACGCUCCACACGUGAGUCAACUUACAGGCCGCCUCACUCGGUCACGUGGAAGCCAGGAACUGGAACUAACGAAUAAGCUACUGUAAGUUUCCUUAGUUGUUCGGAUAUUGUAUGGUGCUUAUUUUCAUGAGCACUUAAUAAUAUGCUGUUUUGGCUAUUACUUGCACUUCAAUUCUCAUAGAAGAAAUAGUUUUGUAUGCAAUGUUAGUUUCUUUUAAAGUAGCUAGCAAUUAUUUCCCUUAUUUCCAUAGGCAUGGACCAACAUGUUGUCAUCAGGGUUGAGGAGAAUGCUAACAAGGUGAGUGGCAGUGUGGAUCUACCUGAAUCGAAGACACUAGCGCUGAAUGACACACGUCCUAAGCCUGAAUUAACUGAUAGGGUUGAGGAGAAUGCUGGCAAGGUGAGCAGCAUUGAGGGUCCUGCAGUUAAGGUUCUACUGGUUGAGGUGGAUGCUGGUGAGGUGAGCAGCAUGGAGUUUAAAGCAUCUACACUCCGCCAGUCACCUCCUACACUUAACUCAACCCACAGGUCCAAGGAAUGUGCUUAUGACACUGCCGAAAGUAAGACUGGCUCUGAAAUUGUUGAGGAGGAAAAGCUUGCAGAUGAAUCAGAUCCUUGGGCACAAGAAUAUCGUGAGAUACUAGAGUACUUGGCCGAACAUAGAUAUACUGACGUCGUGGAGGCUAUGAUUGCCGCUAGUCAUGGCUUUAGCAACCCGGCCCAGCAUAAACUGGAUGCUGAAGCAUUUUGGUCAUCAGGAGAGGAAUUAAAAUUUCCUGAAGUCUCCAAGUCCUUUGCCUCCCCAACAGAGAAUUCAGUGCAGGGAGAACCGUCUACCAAAGAUAUCAUUGAGAAUGCUAAGAAGUGGAUGGGCGAGGAAGUCAUGGUGGCUUUCAAGAAGUACAUCAAAUGGCAGGACCAAUUCAAAGACGUGGAGUAUAGCCUGGAUGAGCUUCAACAUCAGUGCUUCAGCGUGGAGAGCUAUGACCAUACCUUCCAUCACUUCAACUUCACCGUUAAGAUGAAGAAGCCAGACGGUGAUGAUUGGUCAUCGACGCCCUAUUUUGCUCAAGUGAAAGAGAUCUAUGGAAGAAAAUAUUAUACCUGCUACGAACUAAGUUCAUAUGAUGAUGGUCACUGCUACGCGUGCAUAAAUCAAGGAAUGCAUGCACUGAAGCACCCUAUUGGUGAGUUCGGGUACGACGGUGGCCAUCCUGACACGGGGUCCCCCUUCAUUUAUCUUAGUGACGAUGAAUAAUCAGAUGUCGAGCUAUUACGGUGUGUUUCAGUCAAUGACGGGACGGUUACAUCUUCUGAUCUGCAUGUAGUUCAGUAUUUAAUUAUUCUUGAUACUGAACGUUUACUCAGGAGUCGCCGUGUUUGUAGUACAAUUGUGAAUUAUGUACGUAGAUGUUUUUUUUGGGAUCAGAAAUUUGUAUUCUGUCUCCAAAAAGGGCUAUAAAUUUUAGGGAAAUGUUAACUA